CGUGAGCCUGAGAUUAUAUUUGGAGGCAGGAUCGGACUUGUGUAAAUUAUUGAGCAGCCUGUUUUUGCACAGUUCCUUCUGUGUAUUAUAGUGUCUCAAUCUCCAGUUUCUUCUUCUGUUUGGUAGUUCAUGGUAAUGAGGAUAAAAUGCACAUAAUAACCAGAAGCUGUGUCCUAUUGUUCUGGAUGCAGACGCUGACCUUCGUCGAAAGUCUAGAGCAUCUCCCAGAUUGUACACUUCAAGAUUUUCUAAAUGGGCCCUUGUUUGAUUCCAAUUUCAACACUACUGGUCUGGAGGCCCAUUACGUCGGCGGGAAACAGUUAAGAGUGAGCUGCCGUACUGGUUACAGUGGUUUUUUCCAACUGCUCUGUUUCGAAGGUGAAUGGCAGUCGAGAGGCACGAUAUGUCAACCCCAACAUUGCCCAGUGAUCCACGUGAGCAACAACGUGCAGGUGAUCGGGGACCCGGAGGAAGCAAACUUUGGCAAAGUUAUUCGAUUCAGCUGCAAGUCCAGGUCGGAGGCCCUGAUUGGAUUACAAGAGAUCUACUGUGAUGAAAAUGGAGAGUGGAGCGGAGAAGCUCCGAUCUGUAAAGAGGUUACAUGCAGCAAUCAACGACAUCAGCACGUGUCUUGGUGGGGCGUCUACUGGGGACAACAACUGAAAUUGUGGGAUGAGGUUAGAUAUGGAUGCAUACAAGGCUACAAGAAGACGGGUGAUGCCACCAGGGCCACGUGCACCAGAGAGGGCUGGAAACCAGAUCCAUUGUGUCAAGGUAUCAACAAGUUAAACUUCUGCAAAUAUCAAUAUAAGCAAUUUUUUACUGAAUGUGUUCAGGGAGAUUUUGGUGAAGUCUGGAUUUAUGUGUUUAACUCUUAAGGCUGUUUUCCAGAACAAAGUCAACGAAAGGAAGAAACGAAUGAAAGCAUUUUCGUUGUUAUAGUUUGAAUGUUUGCAGCAGUAGAUAUUUGCCUUGUAAAGCCUGUAUCUUACUCCAAGAUCCCAAAGUACCUGCAACGUAAAUACAGGAAUAACUGUUGUUGAUCAAACUCAUAUCAGCCACUUUAUUCAUCAAUAAUCUACCAACCAGAGACCCAGGAAUCUCAUUUCAAUUAGAAACUGUAUUUAAACUCUAGGAUCCAGGGUCUAAGUUCCAUUUCUCAGCUGCACAAAAGAGUGAAGGGAAAGAAAUGACUUUUCAAUGUUAAUCAACAUCUACAGAGACUGAAACACGGUCAAACUAUAACAUAACUUCACUUAUGUAAUUUCAACAUUACAGGCACAUUCUUUACAUCAUAAUUAGGAAGAAGCUUCCUUGUAGGAGUGACUUUCAUACGACUGACGGUAAACACAGCCAACGUGGACAAUAAUGUACAUGUCAUGGAUUUUCCACUCUUACUU
Messenger RNA from Limanda limanda (common dab), 1400 nucleotides. Its product is annotated as membrane cofactor protein-like. Lineage: Eukaryota; Metazoa; Chordata; Actinopteri; Pleuronectiformes; Pleuronectidae. The record is from RefSeq and is a predicted model, not a curated record. The transcript has 4 exons. Bases 147 to 878 code for a protein of 243 amino acids.